Messenger RNA from Dicentrarchus labrax (European seabass), 2308 nucleotides. It is a transcript of the gene ndufaf4, whose product is annotated as NADH:ubiquinone oxidoreductase complex assembly factor 4. The record is from RefSeq and is a predicted model, not a curated record. NCBI's taxonomy places the organism in Eukaryota, Metazoa, Chordata, Actinopteri, Moronidae. Gene Ontology annotation, cellular component: mitochondrion. The transcript is spliced from 3 exons. The coding region runs from base 68 to 601 and encodes 177 amino acids. Gene Ontology annotation, biological process: mitochondrial respiratory chain complex I assembly.
GUCUUUUCACUGAACCUUCUCUCUCGCCGUCGACACUUUGACAGCAGUGUUUGGUAACUUCUCGAACAUGGGGGCACGGGUUGUGCGUAUGUUCAGAAAUUUCAACCUAGAGAACCGGGUACACCGAGAAAUCUCCAGGGAGAAGCCGCUGCCAGCACCCCGACACGCGGCCGCCCCCCGCCCGCCGCCGCCGCCGCCGCCGCCUCUGAAGGUGACGGAGACUGUGAACCAGAAGAACGACCCCCUGCUGGCCCUCCUCAGGACGGUGUAUGUGCAGUCCACAGACCCAGCAGCAGCAGCAGAGGCAUCGAAGGACGUGCCUGUAGCAGAGCGGCGGCCGUUGAAGUUCAGUUUACCAGUGGCCCCAUAUGGUAUGGUGGAGCUCACAGACGUCCCUAAAGGCAAACUGACCAUCGCAGAGGCUCUGAAGGCCCUGGGCGGCCACCAGCAGCAGCCUCAGACGUGGACGCCGGAAAAGAUCGCUCAGGAUUAUUCUCUGGACUUGAAAGACACAAAAGAUCUUCUGGAGUUCUUCAUCCCCUUCGAGGUCAAAAUCAUACCGCCCAAGACUGAAAAUGCCAAGCAGAUAAAUAGUUCUUAGGACUGGAUUAUUUGUGAAUGGUAAACAAUAGGAUGUUACUUGAUUUAUUUAUGUAUGUCAAUAAUAAAACACAUUGGGACAGUCAUCAGAUUGAGACUGAUAAGGCAGAGUUUCUCAAGCCUGGGAUUUGGACCUUAUGUGGGGUUGUUUGAUAUGUAGAUGGAAUCAUGGGAUAUGUCUAAUAUUUGUGAAACAAACUAAGAAAUUAAAAUAAUACAAUGAAUAAAUACGUACAAAUAUUUUCUGUUAAGAAUGGAUUCUUUAUGAUCCAUCUGAAGAUUCCUCUGAUAUGUAAUAGAAUACAAACAUAUUCAUACAUUCUCAUGAGAUUAGUGGUUUCUUGCACUGGGGCCAAAGGUCCACAAAGGGUUGAGAGACCCUGCUUUAAAGGAAUAGUUCAUCAUUUUGUGGAACACACUUAUUAUCUGUUCCUUCUGAGAGUGAGAUGAGACGAUUGAUACCAGUCUGAUGUCUGUGUGUUCGUACGGAGCUGGAGCCACGAGGAGGUUAGCCUAGCUUAGCAUAAAGAUCGCCAGGAAGAAAUAAUUCAAGCGCAUAACUUCCUCUAAAACAACAAAUUAGGAUUUUAAAAGGUUUUUUUGUAUACAGAUUAUAAUGAGACAGUAUUUUUUUUUACUUUGAACAGAACCAGGCUAGCUGUUUCCCCCUGCUUCCAGUCUUUAUGCUAAGCUAGGCUAACCACAUCCCGACUCCAGUUCCAAGUAAGCUUUCUUACCAAACUGUUGGACUGUUGCCUUUAUGGUAUAGAAGACUAUAUACCCUGUAGUAUCUGUCCAGUGAAAACAGCAUUGUCUAGAAUUCAUAGCCAUUUAUUUCAGUAUGAUUCAACAAUGAUCUGAAAGAUUCUCAGUUUGAAGCUGUUAGCAUCAGCAGUCCUUAAAGUGUAACUAAACCCAUAAAUUCUGCCAGCUCCCUCCCUAUCAGCAAGAUGGAAAAAUAAGCCCGGCUGAUAUGAGCUUCUCACAGGUAUAUCUGUAUUAGUGUGUUUGUGGGUCAAUAAAUUAGAAAUGGAAGCAGAGAAAGUGGAAUGGAAUUCAGCCAUCAUUCAUUUGAUUAUUUACUUUUCCUACUGGGCAAAAGGCCCAUAGAGUGUUUCCACAGCAGCCGUUGUGAAAUGAAAUAGUAGGGUAAACACAGACCAAAGGUAAGCGGUCAAAAGGACAGAUUCAACUUUAAAUGAUGAGAAAAGUCAAAUAACAAUGCUAAUGUCUGCCUGCGUCCGUCAGGCUCAUUUAUGUGGGAACAAAUGUGAAAUGUUUGUGUGUGACUUAUUUUGCAUGAGCUGAACAGCCUGAUGGGAAAGCAUUGAUAGUCAUAACUCAUACAGCACGGGGGGAUGCACAGAGCAGGAAGACAGGAACCUCUGAUGACUCAAUGAUCAACCCAUGAUCAUUCAGAACGUUUAAACAUCUUUUUUUUGUCAAAUAUUUGGGAGCCUCCUGUUGUCUCACUGGGACGGACUCUGCCUUUAUGUACGUGGUUUCAAGAAGCAGCCAGUGGUGGACUGACGGAAGCUUUAAAACGUAUAAUAUCAGAAUGAUCCUGUGGCCCUUAAACCUAUCCGCUGCACAUACGCACACUUCUUUAAAGGUUUAUUUGAUCUUUUAUGUUAUUUUAGCAGUUGCAUCCUUUAUUGAAUGUGGUUGUACGGGUUGUUCCUCAUUAAAGUCCCACAUGUUAAUCUCC